Messenger RNA from Nilaparvata lugens (brown planthopper), 1617 nucleotides. RefSeq names its product aminoacyl tRNA synthase complex-interacting multifunctional protein 2 (gene AIMP2). The record is from RefSeq and is a predicted model, not a curated record. NCBI's taxonomy places the organism in Eukaryota, Metazoa, Arthropoda, Insecta, Hemiptera, Delphacidae. Gene Ontology annotation, cellular component: aminoacyl-tRNA synthetase multienzyme complex. The coding region runs from base 534 to 1493 and encodes 319 amino acids. The transcript has 6 exons.
AAUUGGUAUCAAUAAUUAUGUAUUUAUAUAAUUGAUUAUACCGAUGAUUAAUAACUAAUGAACAAUAAUUAACACUAAUAAUUCGCCUUGUCAGUCGUUUAUUAUCAAUCAUACUUUAUCAAAUCUCAUGACUUUCAAAAGCUAUUCAAAUAAAUUGAUUCCAUAGAAUAAAAUUCGAAACAGCUACAAAGUAAAAUAAAUAUUUGUCUCAGAUAUAAAAUUUCUAGCUUCAAUUUCGACAAUGUUGGUCACACUGACUUCUGCUCGCUGACGCUGACUCAAAAUUAUUUUGAGGUUAGGUGUUUCCUGUCCAGAGUCUAGACCAUAUUUUAGGUUCAUUCAUGAAACUUCAGUUAUCAAGAUUAUUACUGUAGUUUAGAAGGAAGCAUACCAUGUAAAAAAUAUUGAUAAGGAUUUUCAAGUAUUAGUUUGAAUUGCUUUGUGAAGCACUUUUACUCUCAUUCAGUACCUAAUUAUUGUGUUAAAGAUAUUUUGAUUUUGUUACUAAUACUGUCUGCUGCUAAACUUUAGUCAUGAAUGGACCACUACCUAACAAAAUGUAUCAAAUUAAACCGGUGUUUUGUCUACCAGACAAUUUAGAAACAUCAUCUAAUAUGUACAAGAUGAAGAGUAUUCAUAAUACAAGUUUUCAAGCUUCUAACCCUAUUAAGGAUGAGAAUACGGUUGCUCUUGAGAAGACACCGAAUAACGAAUAUGAUGACAUCCAUAAACGACAAAAAAUAAUUCUACAACAAUUAACUGAUUUACAAAAUCAGAUGAGUGUAUUUAGAGAGCGGUUAAGCAGUGAAAAAGUUGUACCUGUGAAAAAUAGCAGAAGUGUUCCAGACAUCAAACCAAAUACGGCUACCAUGAAACCACGAUUUGAGGAGGGAGGAGUUAUCUACGAUGUGGUUAUCAAUGCUAAUCCGAAGCAUCCACCCUACUCACUUUUGGCCAUUAACAAGUUAUGGGGCGAUAAGUUGAAAGUUCGAGUAAACAGCCACGUUCAUUCAACAAUUGCAACCUUUCCAAAAGUGAAUGAACUGUUCCAAGUACUACAUGAUAACAACAACAAUGGCUGUAGUCAAUCUUCGCUCAAUAUAACUCUAGUAUGGAAAGAAACAUCCGGCCCCGAUCUGGAGCUAAUCACGUCGCCGCUGCACCAUACGGCGAUCCGCGGCGAAGUGAACCUACUGCGCUACCUGCACCGCCACCUGCAGUCGCACGACGACACGGUGGCCGCCACGCGACUCGACUCGCUGCUCGACCGCUGUCACGGGCUGCGACACGCCUCCACUGCCAAAGAGAAGAAGGCGGGCGUCAAGGCGGCCAACGCCGCACUCGGAAAGGGGCAAUGGUUGGGAGGCGGCGAGAUGGGCGUGGCUGAUGUAGCUCUCUGGUCUGUGGUCAAAUGUGACGGAGACCUGGAGCUCACCCAGUCACUACAAAAGUGGGUGGAUCGGUGCAACAAUGCUAUUGGUAUUGGUGCUUGAGCUAUAUGAAUAUCGUAUAACAUCUGGAAUGUUGUCAUAGUGUUGCGAAUUUAAAUAAUUUAUUUAUUUUUAUUGAUUGAUUUGAUAUGCUAAUUUUAACAAUAAACGAAUUGCCCCUCUGAAA